This is a messenger RNA of Terrapene triunguis (Three-toed box turtle), 5215 nucleotides long. Its product is annotated as arf-GAP with GTPase, ANK repeat and PH domain-containing protein 1. The coding region runs from base 121 to 2787 and encodes 888 amino acids. The record is from RefSeq and is a predicted model, not a curated record. The transcript is spliced from 20 exons. Gene Ontology annotation, cellular component: nucleus. Gene Ontology annotation, molecular function: protein binding; GTP binding; GTPase activator activity. Lineage: Eukaryota; Metazoa; Chordata; Testudines; Emydidae.
CCCCCGCGGGCCGCCGCGAUGAAGUGACAGCGGGCGGGCUGUGCGGCUGCCGGGCGGCCCCCUGUGCCCGCGGGGAGGGGGUGGCGCUGCCGGCGCGGACCCGAGCCGAGCGGCCGCGCCAUGAGCUACCAGCAGCAGCUGGCCAACUCGGCAGCCAUCCGCGCCGAGAUCCAGCGCUUCGAGUCCGUGCACCCCAACAUCUACUCCGUCUACGAGCUGCUGGAGCGGGUGGACGAGCCGGCGCUGCAGGGCCAGCUCCGCGAGCAUGUCAUCGCCAUCGAGGAUGCUUUUGUAAAUAGCCAGGAGUGGACACUAAGUCGAUCUGUACCAGAGCUGAAAGUGGGAAUUGUGGGGAAUUUAGCUAGUGGCAAGUCUGCACUUGUUCACCGGUAUCUGACUGGCACAUAUGUCCAGGAGGAAUCACCUGAAGAUAUGGAUGCAGGUGGGAGAUUCAAGAAAGAGAUAGUAGUUGAUGGACAAAGCUAUCUGCUGCUGAUUAGAGAUGAAGGGGGCCCUCCAGAGGCACAGUUUGCCAUGUGGGUCGAUGCUGUUAUAUUUGUCUUCAGCUUGGAAGACGAAAUAAGCUUCCAGACAGUUUACCACUACUACAGUCGUAUGGCUAACUAUCGUAACACUAAUGAAAUCCCAAUGGUACUAGUGGGAACCCAGGAUGCUAUAAGCUCUAAUAAUCCACGUGUUAUUGAUGAUGCCAGAGCAAGAAAGCUGUCGAACGAUUUGAAGAGAUGCACUUACUAUGAAACCUGUGCUACUUACGGGCUGAAUGUGGAAAGGGUCUUCCAAGAUGUUGCCCAGAAGAUUGUGGCAACAAGGAAGAAACAGCAGCUUUCAAUAGGCCCCUGCAAAUCUUUACCAAACUCUCCAAGUCACUCGUCUGUGUGUUCUGCCCAGGUUUCUGCUGUACAUAUCAGCCAGACCAGUAAUGGAGGAGGGAGCUUAAGUGAUUAUUCCUCCUCUGUUCCAUCAACUCCAAGCACCAGUCAGAAGGAGCUACGGAUUGAUGUUCCUCCCACUGCCAACACUCCAACACCCGUUCGUAAACAGUCCAAGCGCCGCUCCAACCUCUUCACGUCUCGGAAAGGGAGUGAUCCAGACAAAGAGAAGAAAGUCCUGGAGAGCAGAACAGAUAGCAUUGGAAGUGGCCGUGCAAUCCCAAUUAAACAGGGUGUGCUGCUAAAGCGAAGUGGCAAGUCAUUGAAUAAAGAGUGGAAGAAGAAAUACGUUACGUUGUGUGACAACGGUGUACUGACCUAUCAUCCCAGUUUACAUGACUAUAUGCAGAACGUUCAUGGAAAAGAAAUCGACCUUUUGAGAACUACUGUGAAAGUGCCAGGAAAGAGGCCACCUCGAGCGACGUCAGCUUGUGCACCCAUCUCCAGUCCCAAAACCAAUGGUAUGUCCAAAGACAUGAGCAGUUUACACAUCUCUCCUAAUUCAGGAAAUGUGACUACUAGUACGUCUGUGUCUCAGAUGGCAAGUGGGAUCAGUCUAGUCUCCUUCAACAGUCGCCCCGAUGGUAUGCAUCAGCGUUCCUACUCAGUUUCCAGUGCUGACCAAUGGAGUGAGGCGACAGUCAUUGCAAACUCUGGCAUCAGCAGUGAUACUGGUUUGGGAGAUUCUGUGUGUUCAAGUCCAAGUAUAUCCAGUACCACAAGUCCCAAACUGGAUCCUCCUCCCUCCCCUCAUGCCAACAGAAAGAAACAUCGUAGGAAGAAAAGCACUAGCAAUUUUAAAGCUGACGGUAUCUCAGGCACUGCUGAAGCCAAACGCAAAGCAUGGAAACUAAACCGUGUUGGUAGCCUGCGAAAUAUAUACAGCAGCAGCAGCACCAACACUGAAGAACAAGAAGAAAACUUUGAGUUUAUUAUCGUUUCUCUCACCGGCCAGACCUGGCACUUUGAAGCGACCACAUAUGAAGAAAGAGAUGCGUGGGUACAAGCCAUAGAGAGUCAGAUCCUGGCCAGUUUACAGUCGUGUGAGAGCAGUAAGAAUAAGUCCCGACUGACAAGUCAGAAUGAGGCCAUGGCCCUUCAGUCAAUAAGAAACAUCAGAGGCAAUUCUCACUGUGUGGACUGCGAGGCACAAGACCCUGACUGGGCCAGUCUGAAUCUGGGAGCCCUCAUGUGUAUUGAAUGCUCAGGUAUACACCGGAACCUUGGCACGCACUUGUCACGUGUCCGGUCACUUGACCUGGAUGAUUGGCCUAUAGAACUCAUCAAGGUGAUGUCAUCCAUUGGGAACGAAUUAGCAAACAGUGUCUGGGAGGAGAGUAGCCAGGGACGAAUGAAACCCUCUUCAGACUCCACAAGGGAAGAAAAAGAGCGCUGGAUACGUGCUAAAUAUGAACAGAAGCUCUUCCUUGCCCCGCUGCAGUGCCUGGAACUUUCUUUAGGCCAGCAUCUGCUACAAGCUACAGCUGAUGAGGACUUGAGGACUGUCAUCCUGCUCCUGGCCCAUGGAACCCGGGAAGAAGUGAAUGAGACCUGCGGAGAUGGGGAUGGGCGCACAGCCCUUCACUUGGCAUGUAGGAAAGGAAAUGUAGUGUUAGUUCAGCUCUUAAUUUGGUAUGGCGUGGAUGUUAUGGCCCGUGAUGCCCAUGGGAACACGGCGUUAGCCUAUGCCAGGCAAGCCACAGGCCAGGAAUGCAUUGAUGUUCUCCUGCAGUAUGGCUGCCCUGAUGAGCGCUUUGUCCUGAUGGCUACUCCCAAUUUGUCCAGGAAGAACAAUAACAGGAACAACAGCAGUGGAAGAAUGCCCACCAUCAUCUGAGGAACUUAUUCAUUUCUUCACUGACCUGAGUAACAUCCACAGCCUCAUAUUGCUCCAUUUUCUUCCCAGCUCUGACCUGUGAGUCUUAUACCUCCCCAUCUCCCUUUUCCCCUCAAUCUCUGUCCUCUCCAGAAAAAUCACAUCUGGACAGUGUGAAGGGACCAGAGGAGAAAAGGGGGCUGCAGAAACCCUUUAUUUUAAUAAAAGGUCUUGAAUAAGGAAAACUGAAAAAGGGAGGGUUUGUGAGAGAGAGUGGUAGUGAGGUCUCUAAUUAAAGCACAUGACAUGGGACCAUUUUACUAGUUGUCUUCAGGCAGAGGCUCUACAAGUGUUGAAAGAAGGGGUGGAGGGAGAAGAAAGGAGGAGGAAGAGGAGAUGAAAGAAGAAAUGGUAACUUUCCUUAACUGACAGUUAAGCACAUCAGUACAUUUCACCUCUACCAAACGGAACACUUGGAUUUCAUUCUCUUCUCCGAAGAGCUUGACGGCAUAAAUCAGAAGCAAGCACAGAGUUUGUCAGGUUUGAAGCUCCUAUGAUGGUAUGUGUCAAAUCAGUUGUAGCUAAUCUGUCCAGGGAGAAUACUGGCUUCAUUACACUUGUAUAGUUGAGUUCUUCCAGCAUUACUGCUGUUUAAUAGAACAUGAUUAGUCAUCACGGAGAAAAAAGCAUAUUAGCUGAGGAGGUAGUUACAUGGCACGCUUCGGUGAUUGCUUGGAUGUGAUUGCAAUAUUCUUAGAAGCAUCAUAUUAUCUCAGACAUGUUCUUUCAAGCCCUUGGAGCCCUCCUUUCUAAAUUCACUGUCAUAAUUUAGUAUCUGUUUAAUUUUUCAGUCCAAAGAGAGGAAAUCGGUUGCUGAGUGUUAUUUGACUGCAGUCUCCUUGGUGUAAAAACAAAAUGGAAAAAAUAAAUAAGGAUAACUAUGAAACACAAAAAGAAAUAAUGAAUACUGCUAAGGAAAAACAUUUCAAGUACAUUUAGUAAAAUAAAUAAAUGCAUUAAAGGCUACUAUUUUUUUUCAGUCACAAGAAAUACGUUAUGUCAUUUUGCCAAGUAAGUGUGUUGAGUUUUUUGGUCACUCUUGUGAUGCAUUGCCUAAAUUAUACAGAUUUUGUAUUGUGUCUUUAGAUUAUAUGUAUGUAAAUCUAUUUGAAUAAACAAGUUCAUAAAUAUGCAUUGAUUUUUGUACAGACAAAUGACACCUCUGUUAAUUUAUAAACUAUAAUGGAUGUGAACUAAAUAAUGUGCAAGUAGUUAGGAUCUGAGGUUUACAAAUAAUUGCACAUUGAAAAUAUUCCCAGCAGUGAACUGUAUUUCCAUUUGUUUGAUGCAAACCUUUGAAGAACAUAUCGGAAUGAGAUGAUGGCAUAUUUGGCUUACAAAAAAAAAAGGUGUACAGUAUCUAUUAGGAAGAAAAGGAGGAUGUCUCUCAGUAGCGUAAACAUAUUUUACAUUAGAAGCUAUGAUGCUUUCAUAGACUGAGACACAGCCUUGGGGCGGGAGGGGAGAUCAGAUUUGUCUAAUAGCUAAACUUAAUGUCGUUCUCUGAGGUGGGCUUGGCCUGGCUCCUUUGACUCUGAACUUGGCUGCUUUGUGGAGCAACAAUGAUAAUGUGGAAGGAGUUUGGACAGUUCAUCCAUCUACCAGUUUUAAUACUUGAUUCAAUAUUUUGGUAGCACUAGACUGAUGCUGGUUUCCGAAGUCUUCUAAAAACUGAAAUUGUGGCACAGAGAAGUAGAUGGCAAGGUUUCUGGCAAAAAGAGAAGUGAUUUUUAAGUGGCAUAUGGUAAUAUGAAGGUGGGAGAAGGGUGUAUUUCAGGGAAAGUUGAAAUCUGAUCUGAAUCGUGUCAGAGGAACAAGCGUAUGAAGUUCGUCAGGUGCACAACAGCACACUAAUUUGCUAAUCUACCUGAUCUUCAUGUAUUUCACAAGUUUCUGUACUUCUUGGGGCUCUGUAUGUCUGUUCAGGUCAGAAUGGGAAGAGAAAAUAAUAAAAUUUAUGUGGACAAAAUUGGGGGGGAAAAUGUAAUAUCCCAUGGGUGUCCAAAAGAGGUAGGUUUGGCCCGAAAGCCAGAGUCCCCCAGUGAUCAGGUGAGAGAAGCCCCAAGGGCUCAAGCAGGUGGACAUCGAUGGGCUUUCCUGGUCCUUUAGAAUUCUGUUUUUAUGCUUUGUUGCAAUAGGGGCAUUUAAAGGAGAAUGGAAAAAGCUUUUAAUGUUCGUUUUACCAGCCUAAGCCAGCAGCAUCAUGCUUUCACAUGUGCAUUCAAAAUGAUAAAGCUAUUUUUGGUGGUGGUUUUUUUUUUUUUAAGUAGUUUGCAUAACGGCGCCAUCUUUACUCACACACUGCCGUCUGGACUUAGAUAUUGACAGGUAUCUUCCUCCAACCUUGGAUGACUUCACUAACAUCUACAACUGAACAUGAAACUGCACA